AUGACUGUUAAUAAACCUGAUGAAGAGGCUUUUGCUUCUCCUUCUCUCAACAGUGACUUCAAUUCCUCCACUGCUUCUUUAUCAAGUUUAUCUCAAUCUCCCAACGACGUCAACCCCAAGUUAUCUGGCAGAGUUCUUUUCGCCACAACUAUAAUCCCCAACCAAAUCUACAAAAAUACCUCUUCUCAAACAAAAAACGACUGGACCAUAAAACAUCUACGUGGAAACUCGGCCCUCUACUCCUCCUUUUACUUCCUAGAUCAACAAACUGACUGGCAAACCCACCUAAUCGCUUGGACUGGCGAACUAAUUCCUCACGACAAAUUUUUUACAACCUCAAACAACUCUAACAUCAACAACCCAAUCCCCACCAACAGCAUUGACGAAUCUGACCCUUUAUAUCUCACCGAAGACGAAAAAUCGGACAUUGAAUCUAAAAUCAAAAUCGCCAACAACACCCAAAACAUCCAUCCCAUCUGGUUGCUAAGAAGAGACCAACAAAGAUGGAGAAAAUACGCUGAAAACGUUCUAUGGCCUGCUUUCCACUAUAUCCAACCAAUUCCUUCUGAUGGCAAACAAGAAGAAGAAUGGUGGCACGACUACGUCAAAUUCAACGAGGCCUACGCUGCUAAAAUCAUCGCCCUCUACAAACCUGGAGACAUCAUUUGGAUCCACGACUACUACCUCCUCCUCCUCCCCCAAUUGCUUAGAAUGAAACUCUCCGACGCCUUCAUCGGCCUCUUCAUCCACGCUCCUUUCCCUUCAAGUGAGUACUUUAGAUGCUUAUCAAAGAGACAAAGCAUCCUCGAUGGCAUGCUAGGCGCAAACAAAAUCGGCUUCCAAUCCUACUCCUUUGCAAGACACUUUAUCUCAAGUUGCACAAGACUCUUAGGCUGCGAAGCAACCCCAAACUCUGUCAGCGCCUACGGCUCCUACGUCAAUGUAGACGCUUUGCCCAUUGGUAUUGACUCCUUCAAAAUCGAAGACAACGCCUUCAACACUCCAAUCAUCGACAAAAAAGUUCACGCCAUCAGAUCCCUCUACGAAAACAAAAAAAUCAUCAUUGGCAGAGAUCGCUUGGAUACUGUUCGUGGCGUCAUUCAAAAACUACAGGCCUUUGAAAUGUUCCUAUCAAUGUACCCUGAAUGGGUUGACAAAGUCGUUCUCAUCCAACUAUCCUCCCCAGCUUACCUCCACGAAAAUGCUAGCUCCUCUGUUGAAAAGGACGUUCAAGAACUAGUUGCCCACAUCAACGGUACCUAUGGCUCAUUGAACUCAACUCCUGUUCAACACUACCAAAUGAGAGUCGCCAAAGAUGAAUACCUAGCCCUCCUAAGAGUUGCUGAUCUAGGUCUAAUCACCUCCGUUAGAGAUGGCAUGAACACAACCUCCUUGGAAUUUGUUGUCUGCCAAAAAUUCAACAAAUCCCCCUUGAUUUUAUCCGAAUUCAGUGGAACUGCAACUGUAUUAAGUGAUGCUCUCCUAGUCAACCCCUGGGAUUCAGUUGGCGUUGCAAAAAUGAUCAACGAAUGCCUACUAAUGCCCGACCAAAAAAAAUCUUUAAUGCAACAAAAACUAUACCACCAUGUAACCACCAACACAAUCCAAAACUGGACCAACAAAUUCCUAUCCCAUCUAAUCGACGAACUAUCAAAGAUUAAAGACCACAACCACUCGACUCCCGCUCUCGAUAGACCCUCACUAUAUUCCCACUACCAAUCAUCAAACAAAAGACUAUUCCUAUUCGACUACGAUGGCACUUUGACCCCCAUCGUAAAAGAACCCUCGGCCGCUAUUCCCUCCAUUCGUCUAUUAAACAUCUUGAACAAGUUGUCUCAAGAUCCUAAAAACCAAAUUUGGAUCAUCUCAGGUAGAGACCAGGAAUUCCUCGAACAAUGGCUUGGAAGCCACAACAAAAAACUAGGUUUAUCCGCUGAACAUGGCUGCUUUAUGAAACUGAUCAACUCCGAAAAUUGGAUCAACCUUGCUGAAAGCGUUGAAAUGAAAUGGCAGGAGGACCUUAUAGAAAUCUUUACCUACUACACCGAAAGAACUCCUGGCUCCUUUAUUGAAAGGAAAAAAGUUGCCUUGACUUGGCACUACAGAAAAUCUGACCCAGAAUUUGGCGAAUUUCAAAGUAAACAAUUAAAACAACACUUGAAUGAUACAAUUGCUCAACAAUAUGAUGUUGAAGUUAUGAGUGGAAAGGCUAAUAUAGAAGUUAGACCUAAAUUUGUCAACAAAGGUGAAAUUGUAAGAAGAUUAAUCACAGAAUACAAAUCAGAUAUCCAUAAUGAUAAUGAUAACAACAGCUUUUCUCAAAAGGUUUAUCCUGAUUUUGUGUUCUGUUUGGGUGAUGACAAAACCGAUGAAGAUAUGUUUAAAUCGCUUAACGAUAUUGAAAAAGAUUGGUUUUCAGAUAAAUCUGGCACUCACAUUAAAAACGAGUUUUCUAAUUAUGGUUUGUACCCUACAACUGUUGGUCCAGCUUCAAAGAAAACCAUUGCAAAAGCUCAUUUAGUUGAUCCUAAAGAGGUUUUGGAUACUCUUGGUUUGUUAAUUGGUGAAGUUUCCAUCUUCGAAACACCUGGUACUGUCUCACUAGAUGAUAGAGGCCAUUUAAAGAAAUAA
Molecule: messenger RNA, 2631 nt
Organism: Ascoidea rubescens DSM 1968
Lineage: Eukaryota; Fungi; Ascomycota; Saccharomycetes; Ascoideales; Ascoideaceae
Gene: TPS2
Product: trehalose-phosphatase TPS2
Exons: 1
Coding region: 1-2631 (876 amino acids)
Biological process (GO): trehalose biosynthetic process; cellular response to heat; fungal-type cell wall organization
Cellular component (GO): alpha,alpha-trehalose-phosphate synthase complex (UDP-forming); cytosol
Molecular function (GO): catalytic activity
Source: RefSeq, a predicted model, not a curated record